UACACACAUUCUCAAACUUAUCAAAUAGUUUUUUUUUUAUCGCAAUUGUCUCUGAUUAAUAUAAUGGCUUGCUUAACAAUUAAAAGAUCACUCGAUUUAGAUCAUAUACCAAAUCAUACGCAAAAAAGACAGCGGUGUAAUCCUGCUAUAAUUACUCAACCUUCAAAUUCUUCCCAAUGCGAGAGCUAUUUCGCCCAAAUUAUUCCUAAAAUUACAUCGGAGGAUAUAGAAAAAUCUGUCAAAUUUUAUUCGAAAAGGAUACCCAAAAAUAUAAACACGGUUAAGAAUGAGAAUGACAACCAUACUGAAGAAAAAUUUCCUAUUUCAUUAUUUUCACUUGAAAAUAUGAAUCAACACAAAAAUCCUUUAUUCACUCUGUCUGAAGUUAAAUUUAUUUGUGAAAAACUUAUUAAAGAAAGAGAAGAAAUAAUUCGAGAAGAAUAUGAUAAAAUAUUAUAUUCAAAGUUAUCUGAACAAUAUGAGGCCUUUGUGAAAUUUAAUACAGAUUAUCUACAUAAAAAGCAUUGUGAUAUUCCACUUAGUUAUGUGUCCUAAAAGUAUGAUGAGAUUAUGAAGAAUAUUAAUAUUAAAUCCCCUACUUUAUUUAUAUAAUAAUCUUUUAAUGAUAUUGUUGCAAAUCAAAAUAUUUUGCUUAAAGUUUAUUUUUAUUGAUUUAUAAUAUAUUAAACAAAUAAAAUAUUUUAAUUAUA
Molecule: messenger RNA, 710 nt
Organism: Gordionus sp. m RMFG-2023
Lineage: Eukaryota; Metazoa; Nematomorpha; Gordioida; Chordodea; Parachordodidae
Product: akirin-2-like
Exons: 5
Coding region: 64-555 (163 amino acids)
Biological process (GO): positive regulation of innate immune response; positive regulation of transcription by RNA polymerase II
Cellular component (GO): chromatin; nucleus
Molecular function (GO): transcription coregulator activity
Source: RefSeq, a predicted model, not a curated record